AUGAGCAGCGCUACUGGUACACCGUUUAUUCUCGUUGAUCAAGAUAUUCGUACGAUGUCUGGAAUCCAGAGUGCUCAUUAUCUAGAAAUAGCAUGCUUCACACUUCUGGUUUACGAUCUACUGACUACCUUCGGAGAAGAGGUGGAAUACUUCUGGUCGGGGCCAUGGAGCAUAUCGCGGGUCCUGUUUUUCUUGAACCGAUAUCUUCCAUUCAUUGCCAUGAUUGGUCUCAUACAAAUUAUCCUAGAUUGGCUAAAAAUCACAAUAACAGGAAUCCUUCUCCUCCGCGUGUGGUACAUGUACUCUCAUAGUGCCAUUUUACGAGCGGUUGCAUGCUUCAGCUAUGCAGCGUGCGCUUUAUCAUCCCUUAUUCUGAUGGGCUGGAGUCUUCAGUUCCUGGAAUCUUCUGCAGAGUCUCUCGAGCUUCAGCGGAAGAUAUCAUCCAUCCCAGGAUGUUCUGCACCAUCCCCAUCAAUGAUUUGGACAGUUUUCGUUCCAAGUGCUAUCAUCCAUACAAUUUUGUUUGGGUUCACGAUCGCACAAAUCGUGAAGGUCUCUCGUGAUUCGCGGAAGGAUCAAUUGAUGCUGCGUCUGGUACGAGAUGGCGGUCUUGUCUUCUUCGUUUCGCUGGCCUCGGCUAUAUAUUCCACAGUCGGAGCUCGUUUAACCACAGAUCCUGCCGCAAGUUACUCAUAUUUCACUUCCUCACAGUUGGCAAUCAGCGCAGUUGCAGUGUCUCGGCUUAUGCUCAGCAUACGCUCCCUUGCUGCGAAGUUGAAAACUAGUCCAAAUUGGUUGUUCAACCCGUCUGAGCUGAGCAGGGUAAGGUGGAGGGCUGUCUCUGGUGAUUAUGGUCGCAGCAUCGUGGUCGAGAUGGACACGUAUGAACCGGAAGCACAAAAAUUAUGA
Suillus clintonianus is the source of this 909-nucleotide messenger RNA. RefSeq lists its product as uncharacterized. The transcript has 7 exons. The record is from RefSeq and is a predicted model, not a curated record. Lineage: Eukaryota; Fungi; Basidiomycota; Agaricomycetes; Boletales; Suillaceae. Bases 1 to 909 code for a protein of 302 amino acids.